Messenger RNA from Toxorhynchites rutilus septentrionalis, 2760 nucleotides. RefSeq names its product ionotropic receptor 21a (gene Ir21a). NCBI's taxonomy places the organism in Eukaryota, Metazoa, Arthropoda, Insecta, Diptera, Culicidae. The transcript is spliced from 5 exons. Bases 1 to 2760 code for a protein of 919 amino acids. Gene Ontology annotation, cellular component: membrane. The record is from RefSeq and is a predicted model, not a curated record. Gene Ontology annotation, molecular function: ligand-gated monoatomic ion channel activity.
AUGAAGCACGUUAUUCUGGCGAUUUUAAUUUGUUUUCUCUGGUUAGAACUUCUGGUGGCAGUGCAGAACAGAGAUAAGAUUUUAGAGGCACUGAUCGCUUACAAUGGUCCGACUGCGGAAAGCAGUAGACAUAAGUUUUAUGAACUAUCGAGUGAACAAUAUUUUUCCGGCGAGCCGGAAGUGGAUUAUGGAACCGUCAUUGUGGAAAGGAAGAAACGUCUGAGUGAUCCAACCUUUCGUGGUAAACCCAAAACUCGCGAACAGGUCUGGGCAAAAAACUUUGCGCAUAUCAUAACGAAUGAAUACCAGGCCAAAUCGUUGGUUAAGUUGCUUAUUAAGGUGGUUACAAAGUAUCUGCACGCGUGCAUUCCUUUGAUUCUGUUCGAUGGGUUUGUUGAGCAAACCGAAAGCUACAUCAUGGAGGCAUUAUUCACGGAGUUUCCCAUGACAUACACUUGCGGGAAGAUCGGACCAAAUUAUACGCUGGACAAUCCGGAUCUAUUGCGCAGUGCUAGUUCCAAAUGUCGCAGCUAUAUUCUUUUCAUAUCGGACGUGAUGAUGACCCGACAAGUGAUUGGUCCGCAAUUGACGGAUUAUGUCAUUGUAAUCCCACGAUCCCGUCAGUGGAAGCUUCAGGAUUUCCUCCGAUCGAAAGAUUCUCGUGAUAUAUUGAAUUUAUUGGUGAUUGGUGAGUCGUACUCCGUGCUAAAGGCGAACAAGGGAGAUGUACCGUAUGUGCUCUACACUCACGAGCUGUACACGGACGGACUGGGUUCGAGUCGUCCGAUCGUGCUGACCUCCUGGAUGAAUGGGCGGUUUUCCCGUGUGAAUGUGGAUCUAUUCCCAAAGAAGAUGAAAAAGGGAUUCUCCGGGCAUCGCUUCACAAUUGCGGCUGGUCAUCAGCCACCGUUUGUGUUCAAAAUUCUGAGCACCGACGGAGUCGGUAACAUCAACAUUCGCUGGGAUGGACUGGAGAUACGGAUUCUUCAAACGUUGAGCAAUUAUUUGAACUUCACCUAUGACAUCAAAGAACCGGCGAUGAGUCAGCAAGGACUGGGAGAUGCUGUGACGAACGAAAUCUCCCGCCAUCGAGCGGACAUUGGCUUGGCUGGGGCAUAUGUCACGAUUGAACGGAACGUCGGUACGGAAAUGUCCGUAGCGCAUUCCACGGAUUGCGCGGCAUUUGCGACCUUAAUGUCAUCGUCUCUUCCGCGAUAUCGUGCCAUUUUGGGUCCUUUUCAGUGGCCUGUCUGGGUCGCACUUACCCUGAUCUACUUGUUGGCAAUUUUCCCGCUGGCUUUUUCGGACAAACUAAGCUUGAGACAUCUGAUUGGAAAUUGGAGCGAGAUCGAAAAUAUGUUCUGGUAUGUCUAUGGAACCUUUACCAACAGUUUGACAUUUACCGGGGAAAACUCGUGGAGCAACACACAGAAAACAUCAACGAGAAUGCUCAUAGGUGUUUACUGGGUGUUCACAAUCAUCAUCACAGCGUGCUACACUGGGUCCAUCAUCGCCUUUGUCACAAUGCCAGUGCUGCCGGAUACGGUGGACACGGUCGCUCAACUGCGGAAUGGGUUCUAUCGUGUCGGUACCCUGGAUCGGGGUGGCUGGGAGCGUUGGUUUCUCAACUCGAGCGAUCCCGCAACGGAAAAGUUGUUGAAGAAGUUGGAGUUUGUCUCAAGCGUACAGGAAGGAAUCAAGAAUAUCACGGGAGCGUUCUUCAUUUCGUAUGCUUUCAUCGGGUCGAAGGCAGAGCUGAACUAUCUGGUUCAGUCCAAUUUUUCCAAAGAGUCAACCAAUAUGCGAUAUCAACUGCACGUGAGUAAGGAGUGCUUCGUUUUGUUCAGCGUGUCGUACGUGUUUCCGAUCAAUUCUAUCUACAGAGAUAAGUUCAACAACGCCAUCCUGUACAUGCAGGAGGCAGGCAUAGUAUCCAAACUGAGGAAAGAUGUUUCCUGGUCGUUGCAGAAAACCAAGGACGGACGUUAUCGACAAGCAUCGGUAGGAGAGACUUUGCGUACUCCGACGACGACUGCCGAAAAAGGACUCACCCUCGCCGACACCGAAGGUAUGUUCCUGUUGAUGGGCGUGGGAUACCUGAUAGGAGCAGGAGUACUCAUUUCGGAGUGGGUCGGAGGGUGUACGAACAAGUGUCGAGAGAUCAUCAGAUCCAGAAGGGAGCGUCCUGAUAGUUUUGUUAGCUCAAACACAUCAUCGGCGAACCCAAACUCGCCCCGUCGCAGACGGAGACCUUCCGGGAAGGAGUACAAUCUGACGGAGAAUAUCGACAGCAGUUCGACCCUUCCGAUCACGCCACGUCCAGCGGACGAUGAUAGCGGAUCCGAUGUGAGCGAGCGCACUCGUCAUCAACGGAGUCUGUCCGAGAGCUUUCACGAGUUCAAUCAAAAUACACUGCAUGAUCUGUAUGACGGACCGAACCGUAGACACUCGACUAUCGUUUGUGUGGACGGCAAAGCUAUGUCCGAGGAGGAAGCUCGCCGGUAUGCGUCUAGGAAACACAAACACAGCAGCAGUCUUAGCUCGGUUGUUGAGCAUGAAGUGACACGCUUGUUCAAAUAUUUGGAUGAUCAUAAAUCGACACAUGAAGAUCUGAGCGAACAAUCGGGGAAACAGUCUACGAAAAAGGCGAUUGAAGUGGCGGUGGAGGUCAACCGCUCGGUUGGGGGAGUAUCAAAAGUGGUAAUAGAUUCUGUAGAAGAAAGUAUAGAUGUUCCCUUCGGAGAGAAAGUACUGUACUGA